GUUUCUUCAAGAAUUCGUCCGGUAGAACGGGGACAAUGACAAUAAAAGCACACUCUUCAUUAACAUGACCCGACCAUUACGGUCGCCAUUCCAUUCCGGGAAAGCCAAUGACCCAGAUGCUUGUAAGAUUAUCUAAAGCUAAAAAUUUAAGAUGUCAUCAUGACGAUGUGUACCUGAGUUAGUCAUAGAGCGAGUCAUGUCUAAAAUUCACCAUACCCAUAGCAACGCAUACUCAAAUACGGUUCCAGAUUGCCAAGAUUAACAUCAUUCCGUAUUCUGGCUGUAGCUGAAAAUGCCGGUGAUUCCAUGGGUUAUCAGGGUGGGAGACCAUCCUGGUUCGUCUGCUGAGGAGAUCGCCAAUGAACCCGACUGGGAUUCGCGCCAUCCUCAUCAUAUCGGCUUUAAAGACGAAAACCGCGUUGCCGGUAUUACUCAUAGGAACGAUGAUUACGACGAAGAAAUUAGCGAAGCCAAAGAGCAAUGGAAAGAGUUGAAGAAAGAAAAGAAGGAAGGUGAACUCUUGAACUUCAGGGAUAUCAUCACUCAUCAGAAGGAUAUUCAUUUAGAGCAUCCCGAGAACCACCCUGUCGGAUGGCGUUAUGUACUAGAUGCCAGCGAAGACUGGGUAAAGAACACUGAGGAGUGGCCCGCCAAUAUCAAAAGGCGUCAAAAAGAGGAAGAGGAGAAGGCGAAGAAAGAUAAGGAUAGCGAUUCAAAAGAUGAUCCACGCCAGGAGCAUGAAUGGAAAAGAUCUCAAGGGCAGAGUAAUCAACACCAUGCUGCGUAUUCGGCGGAUUCCGAUAGUGGGUAUGACUCGGGAAGUGGGAAGGGAGACGAAGAACGCAGCGACAGCGAAUCUCAAAGCGACAAGAAUUCGACUGAACCUAAAUAUUCUCCACAAGAACAAGCGCUCCUGAAGGCGUUGAAUCAUGAGAAAGAAUAUAUCUCAAAACUUAAAGCUAAUGAUGGAAAAGGCGAGUCACCUCAGAAUCGCAAUCGGACUCAGACCUCAAUUGAUGAGCAAGACCAGUUCAGCCCCGAUAAUUGGCUUCCUAGGUCUUCGGACCUCACGAGGUUAACUGGAAAACAUCCAUUAAACGCGGAAGCUGACCUGAGUCACCUCUUCGAUGCCGGACUGAUCACACCAAACGAGCUUCACUACGUCCGAAACCAUGGCGCAGUACCUCGACUAUUAUGGGAGUUCCAUAAGAUCGAUAUCGAUGGCGGCAAGCUUGUGUUAUCCAUGGACGAUCUAAAAAAUAAUUACUCCCCUAUCAAUAUUCCUGUUGCAUUAGCGUGCGAUGGAAACAGGCGUAAAGAGCUCAACAUGUUACGCAAAAGCAAAGGUUUCAACUGGGGACCCGGUGCCGUCAGUUGCGCGUACUGGAAAGGCCCUCUCCUGUUAGAUGUUUUGAUGUCGGCGGGGAUCAAGCCUGAUCUCUCAGGUGAUUCCGGAAAACGACUAUGGAUUCAUUUCGAGGGCUCUGACAAGCCAAGCGAAGGAGCAUACGCAACUUCUAUACCAUUUGAAUACGCCAUGGAUCCUACUAACGACGUAAUUCUCGCAUACGAGAUGAAUGACUUACCGCUUCCCCCCGACCAUGGGUAUCCGGUUAGGCUCAUGAUCCCCGGGUACAUUGGUGGUCGGUGUGUUAAAUGGCUCGGCAAGAUCUGGAUCAGCGACAAGGAGAACGAUUCGUAUUACCAUAUCUGGGAUAAUAGGGUUCUGCCAGGCUUCAUAACUGAGAAAGACGGCGAAUUUGCGGAAACUCUUUUUCAACAUCCUGACACGGCCUGCAAUGAGCAGAAUUUGAAUUCGGUAGUUGUGAAACCUGCCCACGGAGAGAAAAUCUCCUUAACCGAAGCUCGGAAAGGUCACGGUUAUCGUAUAGCAGGUUACGCUUACGAUGGAGGAGGACAUGAAGUUCAACGUGUCGAGGUUUCGCUUGAUGAGGGAGACACUUGGCUGUACUGCAUCAGGAAAUUUCCGGACUUUCCUAUUCGCCAUGGGAAGAAGUUCUGGACGUGGCUCCAUUGGCACGUCGAUGUCGAGCUAUCACACCUACUCCGAGCGAAAAGUAUUACAGUACGUUGCUUUAACGUCUUCAAAAACACCCAACCGAAACAGCCUAACUGGAACAUAAUGGGCAUGAUGAAUAAUUGUUGGUAUAUCGUACGGCCCGAAGUUGUUGAGAAUGAUGACUCCGAUGUCCCUUCUAUCCUUUUCCGUCACCCGACCGAGCCAGGCACUGGAGACGGAGGUUGGAUGAAGCCUAGUGUGGAGAACCAAUUGAGUGCUGCUAAGCAAGAAGCUGGUACACCCCAGAAACAAUUCACUAGGCAGGAGGUAGAAAAGCAUGAUAAUGAGCGUGACUGCUGGAUUGUAGUGGACGGAAAAGUAUACGAUGCAACGAGUGUCCUGGAAUGGCAUCCAGGUGGGAAAGCCGCUGUGCUUGGACACGCCGGUAAAGUCCACCAACAGACCUCUGACGAAUUCGCGAGUAUUCAUGAUGAUUAUGCGUUUCAAAAGCUUAAAGAAUGUGCCAUCGGCGUGCUUACCGACAAGGCAAUGAAAUUCGUCGAGAAGACGGCCGAAGACUCGGCCAAGGAGCAAGUCAACGACAAGGGCGAAGACCAACUCGUUUUGCAAAGACAUCGCUGGGUCCCGGUGAAACUUGUCGACCGCCAGGAAGUCUCCAAAGACACACGAAUAUACACAUUCGGUCUUCCAGACAAGAAAACCGUUCUCGGACUAGGCACCUGCCAGCAUCUCCAAAUCGGGUUCCAUAUGAAAGACCGCCUGCUUAUUCGAAGUUACACGCCCACAAGGCCGAUCCUCCCGGCGCGAAGGGACACUUCAAAAUCUACCUGCGACGACAGGAAUGGUACUAAUAAAACUGAUAAGGGCGAACGCGAUAUGCGUGACGGUGAUGGUACCUUUGAUUUAACGGUCAAAACAUACUUCCCAGACGAGAACCAGCCAGGCGGCGCUCUAUCUAACAUCCUCGACUGUCUGCGCAUAGGGGAACCCGUCGAGCUGCGCGGGCCCACGGGCGAAAUCCUGUAUAACGGAAGCGGGCGGUUUUCGAUCGAGGGACAAGAACGACGUUUUGAGCGUGUGUCGCUUGUCCUCGGUGGUUCGGGUAUUACACCAGGAUAUUCGCUAAUCGCAAGAGUCCUGUUAUCGCAAGACGAUAAAACGAAAAUACGUGUUGUCGAUGCUAAUAAGACUGAGGACGAUAUACUGCUUAGGGACGAACUAGAUAAAUUUGAGAAAAAGUCGAAGGGUCAGCUAAAGGUAGCGCAUGUGUUGAGCCAUGCCGGGGACGACUGGACGGGUUUGAAGGGACAUGUUGAUGAGAAUAUUAUUAAAGAGAAUCUCUUUGGGCCUGGCGAGAAAUCCGUGGUUUUCUUGUGUGGACCCCCGGCUAUGAUACAGAAAGCGGCGCUGCCGGCGUUGAAAGAUUGGGGUUACACUGAGGAUGAGAAUAUGUUUGGAUUUUGAGAUUUGUUGUCUUUUGUUAGGGUAUUGCGACCACUCGAAAUGUAUGGGCAUAUUCGUCUAGCACUUGGCAUUGAUGCUGUCUACCUAGAUAUUUAUAAUUGGCACACUAUCUAGGCAAGUAAUGUACUGUUCUAUGUAAUUGGAUAUCUUUUUAUGAAUCAUUCUUUUGGCUACUUAAGAGAUAGUCAAAUUCUCAAACUCGAACG
Molecule: messenger RNA, 3711 nt
Organism: Hypoxylon trugodes
Lineage: Eukaryota; Fungi; Ascomycota; Sordariomycetes; Xylariales; Hypoxylaceae
Exons: 5
Coding region: 293-3505 (1070 amino acids)
Molecular function (GO): molybdenum ion binding; oxidoreductase activity
Source: RefSeq, a predicted model, not a curated record